AUGACGAUCUGGAGUCCGACCACCGUCUUCGUAGCUCUGCUCCUUCUCUACCUCCUUUCCUUCAUCCUCUUCGCCAUUAUCCGAAUAGCGACCGGCAUCUCCAUACAACGCAUUGGCUACUUCUCUCUUCGCCGCAUUGCCUACUCGCCGAAGGAAGGGGUUGAAAUAAGCAUCCGCGUGCUGGGUUUAUCCUUCCAUCGACCUUCGUUUGCGCAGCCGACAUGGGUCAGUUUGAAGUUGAAGGAAUUGGCUGUGAUUAUCGAUGCCCAAGCUCUUAAUAGUGGCAGCCAUGAUGGAACACAGACCUCCCAGAACGAGGACUCUGAUACUUCGGAGAAGGAUGAUGUAUUCAAUGAAGGUUUUCAAUCCCGAUCUGGGCCUGGCCACAAGACGCGGAGCAAGUCGUGGAAGCGAUUGACCAGAGUUAAGGACUGGAUCAAGCGUCUACAUAGCCGGAUACAAUGGCUGGCUAUAGUGGAUGUUGUGGCUUCAGAUGCAACUCUCAAGGUCGUGGAUGCCGGAGAGAUCCAUGUCGGAGGGCUCACAAUGGCUGUUGACACAAGAAAGAAAAUGAUGGCAAGGGGGAAGCUAUUUCGGCAUAAGAAGGACCCGCACGGGGACCAGCGACCUGCGGAAUGGAUUUUUAAUGUCCGGAAUAUUUUACUUGCUGCCAAUGGAUGCGAACCUGUGGAAAUCGUGGAUAAUAUUGGCCUGAAUAUUCACGGCCUUCUCCAUAAGGAUUUGGAAGGUCUAAGGGAUGUCUCCAUUGCCAUUAAAGCGGGGAGAUUACAUGUUCCGUACGAUGACCUGAUGAAACUGGCGACGAGUGUGAAGAAAUCUUUCCCUGUUGCAAAGAAUGCUGCUGGUGAGCCAUCAGAUAACGGGAUAUCCUUUGCGGAUAUCGUUGAGGAGCUCGAUAAACCAGGUAGCCGCGAAGGAUCGAUCGUGCAGACCGUUGCUGAUUCGAGGGAAUUCAUCAGUUCAUUAUUGCGUGGAAUACAAGAAAUACAGGUGGCAUUGAGCUUUUUCCGCCUAUCUCAGGUUGUCCAGAGCAUACAUCGCAGUAGGCCGCUCUAUCUCAACAUCGUCACUCACGAAAUUGGGAUUGACUUUCACCGGAUGGAUCCCAACCGCCCGGCCCAUCGCAUGUACUUUCAGCGAGAUGACAUAGCCCACCAAGCUCUGCUUGCCGCUAUUUCAUUGUCUGUUUCGCUCGACGACAAUAUGGGAGAAACAGAUAAGAUCCUCUAUAUCCCUAUGGCUACAACUACCAUUAAGACCACCUCGCUCUCCAAGGCUGUGUCGUACUCCGAGAACAGGGGCGUUGCUGAACGGAACACCAAUGUUCUCUUCGCCAAUCUUGUCGUGACAUCCCCUUCCAUUGAUCUUGAACCAAAACACUUGUCCCAAAUACUAUAUAUUCUGCAAAAGAGGAAACCGCGCUCCCGACGGAAGGUUCGAAACAAUCACAUCCUCAUUUCCCGUCUUUUACCCAAAGCGAGUAUCAAAUUAUCAGUUCAUGAACCUGUGCUUCGAUUUGUUCUUCCUCUUCCCGAGACCGGGCAGGAUCAUAGUUACAAUUUGCUCAUUUCCUCCAUAUCUUCCAUCUCCUUAGAUAUUGAAUCGUCACAUUCUGCGGAAGAAGGAGUCCACUACUCUUUGUCUUCGAUAUACCGAGUGGCCGCGCACCAACUUUAUUACCAAACCUUUUCUGGAUCGAAAUAUCGUCUAUUAAAUACUGAAUCGAUGGAGGUGAAGAUCCACCUCAACGCAACACCCGAAGUUUGUGUCGUCGCAUCCGGGAGUUUAAACACAUUUUCCAUCCAUCUGAUUAGCGGGCAAGUUUCUCGUGGUGUACAUCAGGUGGUUGACCAGUUCCAUUCACAUAUCCAACUGACAAAGUUGCCCUCGUCUCUCGAUGCCAAUCCACCAAGUCUUCUUAGGCGCCUGCCUCCAUGGCUUCUGCAGUUCCAGUUUGAGGCUUCAGGGUUUAGUGUUGAAGUGGCUGGAAUUGAUAAUAGCAUCGGGACGACUGCGCGUGGUACCGUUCUACAGUUGCAAGGGUGGACGGCCGAUUACCAAUCCCAAAAGUCAGAGCCGCAUAGAAGAUCAGUAAAACGUCGAACCCCGAGCCAUUCUACAACUUCAGAUGAACAUGCGUUCCGACUCACCUCUCCUUCUUUUCGAAAGUCUCACCAUUGCCAAGCCGAUGGAAGACGUUUGGCAUUCCAUGUUCGUGGUCUUGAAGGAUUCGUGAUGGAAUCCGCAGAUUUCAUGGAGCCGGAAUCAUUUCUAUCUAUUCCCCGCUUUGAAAUUGCGUUAAGCACGUCAAGCGACCUACAAGGGCCAAUUUUUCAUAUCAACUCUACAGUCAAAGCGAUAUACCUUGACUGUUCCCUUUAUCGAUACUACGCUGUUGGAAUAGCCGUUUGUGUAUUACGGGAUGCCUUUCUACGUCCAAAGACAUCCAAAGCGCCAGCCUCGGGUAACCUACCUGGUGCGGUGAAAGUCGUUGAGCCCAUCGACAUUCCCGUUAGACCUAAAUCGGCUGAGCUUAUUACCAUUGAUGUAAAAGCAUCUCUGAUCCAGAUUAAAUUUACCAUGCCAGCAGAUCCUCCUAUGAUGCUUCAAAUUUAUGGAUUUGCUGCUGGACGUCAUCGAUGGUCUGCUCCCUUUAUGCGAUCACAGCUUGUUCGUCUCCAUGCUGAAGCUCCGAAGAUAAAAAGCACAUGGGCUCGAAUUGUGAGUGUCAGUAACAUUCGAGGGGGUUUGCGGGAAACUCGACGGAAGCCAGAUGGAACCAUCAUCGAAGAGAAGUCUGUCGAUGUUUCCACCGAGUUCAUCCGGGUCGCUGUACCACAUCAGAUGAUAAUGUAUCGGAUAUUCGAUAAUUUUAUCAAUACUGCAAAAUCUGUUCAACAGCUGAACCAUCGCUUCAAAACAAGGACGAACGAGUAUGUCCUGGGAAAACACCCUGAGGGACCGAAACGCGUGCCAAGGAUAUCGCUUCGCAGCAGAGCUAUACUUUUUGAGUUGGAAGAUGAUGCUUUCGAAUGGAAAUUAGGGUGUAUUUACCGCCUGGGGCUUUUGGAACAGAAACAACGCCUGGCUCGAGAGGAAGCAUUCCAUAUGAAAGUCAAAAGACUGGAGGAUCUCCAGCAGCGUCAGGCAUCUUCACGAUACCGAACGCAGUCGAGUCAUGGCAUUCCGGAGCCUCGUUCCACGGCUCGCUCAAAAAGGAGAGAUGAGAAAGUGAGGAGUAAAAGCGCUGAUGGGCGGCCACCCCGCGGCAAUUCCGAACCGAGGGGAAGGAGACCGACUCGGACCGUGAGAUAUGACCCCGAAGGCGUCCCGUCAAUAUCGGACUCGUUCAAAGUUUCCACUCAAGAAGCCCUGUUUAAAUUACAGGAACAUAAUUCCCGGAGUUGGAAAAUUCGAAUUGAUACUUCCAUGCGAUUCCAAAACACUGCGAUCAAAGAAAUUAGAAACAUGUUUUCGGGUGCAGAUGAACCUCUUGAAGACAUUAAAGACGACGAAAAUAUCCUCAAUGUCCCCGACAGGCCUGGGCUCUUAUCUGCCCUGAUUAGUGACGUACAUCUCGUUAUCGAUAAACCUUCUUUCCCUACGAAUGAAUAUCCACAUUUCCUGCAUAGGAUAGGAAAAGGCAUGCCCUUGGACAUGAAGUAUUCUCUAUUGAUCCCCAUGAACAUUCAAUUGGAAAUGGGUGAAGCACGAGCAACUCUUCGAGACUACCCUCUUGACCUACUGCACAUCCCUGCCCUCCGCCAUGGUCAAUCACCCCGCCUCCCAAGUUGGUCGCUGCGGACCGAUGUCGUGAUUGCCGAAGAAUUCCGUGACUAUGAGUCCUCACGCCAUGUGAUGGUUACUAUUGUGCCGCCAAACACAGGAUCCGAUGGCAUCACUCACCCUGGCUUUUCCAUCGAUGUUCGACGAACGGUUUCUCCCAUCAAAACCUACUCAGAUCCGAUCUUUGAAAUUAAUACUAAUUUACCAACUAGCAUAUCUUGGGGGAUGUCAUAUCAGCCUGUCAUGCAGGAUCUGAUGAAAAUCAUCGAGGGCUUCUCAAAGCCGGAGAUUGACCCCUCUGAACGUGUUGGAUUCUGGGAUAAGAUACGCCUAAGUUUCCAUUCUAGAAUAAAUGUUGUUUGGAAAGGGGAUGGUGAUGUUCAUUUACGACUGAAAGGUUCUCGCGACCCUUAUGUAGUCACCGGUUUUGGUGCUGGCUUUGUAAUGUGCUGGCGCAAAGAUGUGCAAUUGGAAAUAUACACGAGAGAUGACCCCAGAGAGCUUAUGGCCGUUACAAGUGGGGAAUAUGUUCUCGCGAUUCCAGACUACAGCCACCACGCUCGCCAUUCAUACGAGGCAACACUUGAUUCUCGCGGUACUCCGCUCAGGUCAUCCAAGGAUAUCUCUCUUUUCAAGAAGGUUAUCAUGAAACUCUCUGGAAAUGUUCGGUGGCUAUCCGGGCUUGUUUUUGAACGGAAUAUCAACUCGUCGGAACGGUCGUUUGAGUUCAAGCCGCAUUAUGAGGUUGUUCUGAAGAAUCCACGAUACAUACCUCUUGACGACCUCAUGGACUACGAUGCUUUCCGUGGAUUCAGAAGCAACCACAUUCAUUUGUCACUUGCCAUUGUGGCACCAGUAACUCGGGUUUGGUCUGUAUCAAACCGUGAACCAUCAACUAGCUACAAUACGGUCCACUUGACACCAAGGUUCUUCACACAUUUUUUUAGCUGGUGGUCUUUGUUUUCUGGAGUUAUGUCAUUACCUGUUCGGCAGGGUCCACUUUGGCCCGGUGUGACCAAAACAAGCAAGAAGUUUGGCCGCCAUUUGGCUACUGUUAAGUAUAAUUUGUUCCUCUCCCCAUUAUUUGUGGCGCAUAUUUACAAGCAUAAAGACGCUGAGGACUAUGGCGAGGAGAUGGUGUCUGCCACUGGAAUUAAAGUUCGCCUCGACAGCCUUAUGCUGGAUCUUCAUCAACGGAGGGAGUUAGUUAAUGUGAUGGUUAAAGGACGUUCGAAACAAACGAAAGCAAGUGCCAUGCGAAUCAACCGGGCACAGUUGGAUUUCAUUUCUGCGGAUUUCAGGGCGGUGUCAGUGGCUAUUGCUGGAACGAAUCUAGCAGAUAUCACCGCUGAGGAUCACAUCUUGUCUACUUUUCAGCAACCAACCCCUCCCGUUGACCUAUCUCGAUUUACCAUACCGGAUCGAGACUUCAACUGGGUUGAUAUGGAUGAUUUCGUAGAACUCGACUGGAUAAUCCCAUCAGAGCCAAACCCUCGUACCCGAAUCCUCCCUCUUGCCUACUCUCCUCGAUUCUCUUAUUUCCGCCAAACAGACCACGAGGAGCUUGGUGUCGAUGAAACCGGAUACAGCCCUUUUGGAGACGAGCCGUCACACUAUUGCGUAAUGUCAGAGGACAAUGAUCCGCGGAGAGUACAAAUGGAGCUGAUCAAGGAACGCAUUGCUAGCCUUGACGCGCAAAUUAUUGCUCAUAACCGGAUGAUUGGAGAACAAGAAUUGCGAGUUGUUCGGGAUAGCCACGCUGCUGAUGGCCUCAAGAGCCAGUAUGAGCUUUUCGUUAAACAAGGUGAAUCACUGCAGAGGCGGGUAAGGUUCUUAGAUGACAGGUUACAGCGUCUUCAGAAACAACUCUCAGGUGACGCGGUGCUGAAUGGUCAGGGAACCGAACAUAGCCGCACAACUCUGGCUGCAGACACGCUAAACUGGGCCUCAUCUGAACACGGUAGCGACGAUGCGGAGAUCGACGGCCUCUAUGCUUCACCGAAUGAUGAGUUCGUUAGUGAUUUCGAUAAUCGCUUCACUAUCCACAAUAUUCAAUUGAAGUGGAACAACUCUCUCCGAAAUAUCAUUCUUCGCUACAUUCACCAGGUCAGCCAGAGACGAGGAUUUGUCUAUUACAUGUCUCAACGAGCGGUGAGGUUUAUCCUAGAUAUUGUAGAGGAACAAGGAAAAUCAAAGAUGCGGUCACGGGAGGCAGGCAAACCGCCUCCAUCUACAUCUACAUCACCACCGGAAUCUGAGGAACAGCCUGAAGACGAUGAAAUUUCUAUUGAAGAUCGCAUCGAACAACUUCUUAACGAUGCAAAACGUUUUGUUAAUGCUGAUGACUCGACGCCGAAUGAAACGAAUCAUCGCUCUUCGACAAGUGCAUGUGGCAAGAAAAUUGCUGCAGACUUCACACCACAAAACAGCUACCAUCUUCGCCUUAUUGCGCCACAAAUCCAGCUACAGAGUGAAAAGAAUAAGAAGGCUGUUGCUCUCGUUACGGCCAAGGGCAUGCAGCUAAAAGUUGUAUCGAUCAUGGAUAAACAUUGUGUAUCAGAUGAUGUUUCCGGCCUGGUACAACGUCGGUUCACUCUAGAUAUGGACAGUGCUCAGUUCUUCGUAACCACCCAUAAAUGUUUGUUCAAGCAUCUUCAUCUAUAUUCUGGUAAUCGGUAUGGAAACGCACCAGGGUCCGCAUGGCCGCCGUGGUUAUCUCUGGAGUGCAUGUUUGACUUCGACCUAGACCCAUCCGGCUUUUCAAGAAUUAUUCAGAAAACCUCCGCAAGCCUCCGGUAUGACAAGUACAAUACCCUGAGAUUGAAAUAUAAUGAGGAGAUUGCGAGUGGCGAGGAUGACGAUAGCAAUCUUCGAAUUCCCACUUGCAGCGAGGAACGGAUGGAUCAAAUCUUGGUUGAGUUUUCUCAUGUUCGGGCGAUAUGUGAUUCGGAUGAGUAUUAUUCCAUGUACAUCAUUGUCCUCGAUCUGCUACUAUUCAGUGAGCCGCUUGAGAAAGUAAGAAGCGAGAAGCUCGAAAAAAUAAUGCUCGCCUCAGAUUUCAGCGAUUUAAGAGGUGCUCCCCAGAUUGUGAGCCGGCUGCAGCAAAGGAUACGGCAACUUGAGGAAAUCAAAAGCAUGUUCCAAAUACAAGCCAAAUAUCUUGAUUCUCAGGGAUGGCAGGAUCGCAUUGCACUAGAACGGGAUUUAGCGCUAUGCGAGGAUGAAUUGUUUUUCAUCAUGAAAGCCAUCACCACUUCACAGCGCAAAAACGACGAACGACCUUUGUCCCAGUCGAGUGGGGUCUUGCACUGGGCCUUAUCAGCGUCCGAGCUCGUGUGGCAUCUAAUGAUGAGCCCCCAAGAGCCUCUUGUGGAGUUCCAAUUGCGGAACGCGUCGUAUACGCGCACUGACAACAUCGAUGGAUCGAAUCGCAAUACAAUAGAGAUUCAGAGGAUCUACGGUCUUAAUCUUCUGCCCAGUGCAAUCUACCCACAAAUGAUUGUUCCUUACCUGGAUGAGCACAGAAAAACGCCAAAAAAUGAGGACGACAAUUUGCUGAGGGUCGAUUGGUUCAUGCUCGAAGCCGUUGCUGGAAUACCUGUGUUGAACCACUUCGAAGUGGCUUUGUUCCCUUUAAAAGUCCAGCUAGAGAGGGAGCUUGGAAAGAAGCUGUUCGAAUACAUUUUCCCCGGUAUUGGUUCCAAUGCGUUUGAGAAUGGGGCUUUCUCGCCUUUUAUGAUAAAGCACAUGCGACCGCAAGAGGAUGGAUCGGAUAGUGGGGAAGAAGAUGCCGAACCCGCUACUCCUUCCAGCAGCAAUGGAAGCAGUUCUGCAGAUGAUUCUCAAUCGUUUGUUUUAGGCCCCGGCGCUAUGGAGAACCGUUUGAAACCUACCCUUAUGCUCUCAGAUCAUCGCCGAUCGGUUUCGCCGUCGCAACGAACCAGAAGCCUCGCAAUGACGCCCCUCCACGACGAAAAUCCUCGCAAGCAGCGAACUGCAAGUGAGAGGCCACGGUCAACCUCUCGCCAUACGACCAGUCGUAUCCCGAGGAAGGCAUCUGCUGAUAAUCUCCGCCCGGUGAGCAGGCAUCUUAAUGACAAAUCAUCAGGGAGUCAACACAGUGUAAACGGGACGGAAGAGAGAUCCAAGAAAUUCGGAUUGGCGAGGUCCUCAACCAGAUCUUCCAACACAAAGAACGAUAAAGCCUCCGAUGACCUAUCCCAGAUGCUCUCCCGCGCUUCUAACUUCAUGACUUUGGCUCAUGUUAAAAUCAACGAUGUCGUUCUUUGCCUGAGUUAUAAGGGAAAAGGGGAACGAAAUAUAGAGGAUGUGCAUAACUUCGUCUUUAGGCUUCCGGUGCUUGAAUAUCGUAAUAAGACUUGGUCCAAUCUAGACCUUGCUUUACGGCUUAAAAAGGACGUUAUUAAAGCGCUCAUCUCUCACACUCCCGCAAUCCUCAGCAACAAACUAUCCCAUCACCGCCCGACAAAGCAGCAACAAAUACGCUUACGUGAACUUGCCUCCUCGUCCCAGGUUCUCAGCGUAUCCGAUGGUUUCCUAAAUCCAUUUACCGCUCCCUCGUCAGAUGGAGCAGGCAGUAUCAUCAGUCACAGCUCCACAAGCGAAAGAUCAGAGUCUCCUCCUUGUCGUUCAUUUGCCUCAACUUCCUCGCCCUUUGGCCGCUCUAAUUCAGUGGCAACUAACCUGGCCCGAUCUGGAACGAUGCCCAACCUUGCAUCUGACUCCCGGUCGGCCAGGAGUGAAAAUAUUGACCCCAGGAAUGACGCUUGCCACCUAUCCCGCGAAUCAGUUUUGAGGCCUCUUACAAGCGAUAAUGGUUCACUACACCAACCGAAUGGGAAUGUGGAUGAUGGUGAUGUUUUGGCCGAAAGGUGA
This is a messenger RNA of Histoplasma capsulatum G186AR, 8703 nucleotides long. RefSeq lists its product as uncharacterized. The transcript is spliced from 3 exons. The record is from RefSeq and is a predicted model, not a curated record. The coding region runs from base 1 to 8703 and encodes 2900 amino acids. Lineage: Eukaryota; Fungi; Ascomycota; Eurotiomycetes; Onygenales; Ajellomycetaceae.